CAUCAUCAUCAUCAAGAUUUGUUAUCACUACUAAUGUGAAAGUAUUUUCUAAUACUACAUAAUUGUUCAAAGUGUAUAUCUUGGAAUCAAAUUCUCAACUUCCCCUGCCUAUUUAAGGCUAAAAAUAUAAAAAGUUGAGUAAAUGGUUACCUUUUCCACUCUUUCUUACCUUCUUUCCUUCAUUUCAGUUCUGCAGAAUCCUAAUUCAUCAGCUUCUUUUCUUUCUUAAUCACCAGAAUUUUCUGAAAGAAGCAGAUAAAACUGCAUCAUCAUCAAGAUUUAUUAUCACUAAUGUGACUAAUGUGAAAGUAUUUUCUAAUACUACAUAUAAUUGUUCAAAGUGUAUAUCUUGGAAUCAAAUUCUCUAAACUUCCCUCUUUAAGGCUGAAAACUAUAAAAAGUCGAGUACUUGGUUACCUUUUCAGCUCUUUCUUACCUUCUUUCCUCCGAAUCAGUUCUGCAGAAUCCUAAUUCAUCAGCUUCUUUUCUUUCUCGAUCACCAAUUCACCAGAAUUUUCUGCAACAGCAACAGCAGCAGCAACAGCAGCAGCAGCAGCACCACCACCACCACCACCACUACCACCAGAAGCAGCAGCAGCAGCACCACCACCACCACCACCAGCAGAUAAACAUGUCGAAGGAGGAAAGGAAGCUGAGUGGAACAAUAGGAUAUGCCAUCCCCUCCAACAAAGUCGAGACCGUAAUUCAGCCUUCUUUGAUUGUGCACGCUAGAGAACGAGGAAUCCAUCUUAUUCAAGUUCAUGUUGAUAAGCCACUCAUUGAACAAGGCCCCUUUGACUGCCUAGUCCACAAGGUUUACGGGGAUGAAUGGGAUGCUCAGCUGACUCAGUUCAAAUCCAAAUACCCGACUACUGUCAUCUUUGAUUCCCUCACUGACAUUGAACGGCUCAACAACCGUGUUUCCAUGCUUGAAUUGGUGAACCAUCUUCCUGUUCUUGUUCAGCAAUCAGACACUGAAUCUUAUUCCUUUGGGAUACCUAAACAGGUAGAGAUUAAAGCAAGUAACGACUCACCAGAAUCAUUGUUGACUACUAUGGAUGAGGAGGAGUUGACUUUCCCAGUGAUUGCCAAACCUCUGUCUGCUAAGUCCCACGAGAUGUCCCUCGUGUUCACCUUCCACGGGUUGAAGAAAGUCAAACCACCUGUCGUGCUGCAGGAAUUCGUGAACCAUGGAGGAGUCCUUUUCAAGGUUUAUGUGGCUGGAGACCAUGUCAAAUGUGUCAAAAGGAAGUCUUUACCUGACUUUCUUGUUUCUGAUUCUGAUACUGCUGCUCAAUUUGAAGAUAUCAUGCCAUUUUCUCAAAUUUCAAACUUUGAUUCUGGGGAUGAAGAUGAUGAAUCCAUAAAAGAGGCUGAGAUGCCCUCAUUGGGUUUCAUUCACAGUAUAGCAAAAGGGUUGAGAGAGGCUUCGAAGCUUCAUCUUUUUAAUUUUGACAUGAUUAAAGAUGUAAGGGAAGAAAACAGGUAUCUUAUUAUUGACAUUAAUUACUUCCCAGGUUAUGCUAAAGUGCCAGGAUUCGAGACCAUGUUGACUGACUUUUUCUGGGAUGUCAUCAACACGAGAAUGAAGGUGAUGCGGGUCCCACUGCUCGUGUGGAUACUGGAAAAGAUGGUGGAGGAGUCAAAGCAGAGUGUAGCUCAGAAGCUGCAAACCUAGAAAUGCAUAAGAAUGAGAUCGAGCUGUUUAACUGUACUGUAUAACCAUGUAACAAGUACUUCUGUUCAUGUUAAUUAACCGAACCAUUAACACAAUAGGGUUCUUGAUAACACGACAAUAAAAAAGGGUGAUUAGUAUGUAUUAAGGUUACAAUUACAGUUUUUUCAUGGUUAGCUUAUGAUACUUUACAAUCACUGUAUCAGAGGACCAUUAAGUUUAAGUUAAUAACAACCCAGAAAACCCCUACUUGGUAAAUGCACGUUUACAUCA
This is a messenger RNA of Spinacia oleracea (spinach), 1948 nucleotides long. RefSeq names its product inositol-tetrakisphosphate 1-kinase 1-like. The transcript is spliced from 2 exons. Bases 632 to 1678 code for a protein of 348 amino acids. NCBI's taxonomy places the organism in Eukaryota, Viridiplantae, Streptophyta, Magnoliopsida, Caryophyllales, Amaranthaceae. Gene Ontology annotation, molecular function: inositol-3,4,5,6-tetrakisphosphate 1-kinase activity; ATP binding; inositol-1,3,4-trisphosphate 6-kinase activity. The record is from RefSeq and is a predicted model, not a curated record. Gene Ontology annotation, biological process: inositol trisphosphate metabolic process. Gene Ontology annotation, cellular component: cytoplasm.